GUUAGUAAGACACCUCGGUAGCUUGCUAGACAAAAUAGCCGAACAAAUUAGACGCUUUCGUGUAUAUUAGCCACUGUGUUUUAAACCCACUUCUGACGUCUAGUUAGUUAUCAGAUUUAAUUUCAUAUUUACGGUGUUGUUGUUAUUAUUCAGCUCGCUGACUUGUUAAGAUAGCAUUAGCCUAGCUAGCUAACAUCUCCGACCAUGAGUUCACUAAGAUACUCUCCUCCUGCUAAAGAGGAAGUCUGCUGGACGGCGAAAGAGGGUCUGUGGCUGAACAUUGCCGUAAAAGAGGAGAAGGAAGAGGAGGAUGUCACUAUACAAAAACAAGUUGAGGUUGAGGCUGUUAUCGUGGAAGAAGAAGAGAAAUACAUUUCAGUGAAAGAAGAGGAAGACGCGUUCAGAGUGAAAGAGGAGGAGGAAGAGAAAGAGGAGGAUGCUGUUUUUGGAAUGAAAGAGGAGGGGGAGAUGAUUGUUACAUCGAAAAAGGAGGUGGAAGAAGAGGAGGAAACUGGAUAUCUGGGCCCGGUUUCCCAAACGCAUCUAAAGGCGUCCAAUGGUUCUAACGAUGAACUUAGCCAUAAGAUGGUUUUGAGAAACCGUUCCCUGAUUAACACUAGAUCAGUGUCUCGAAAUCUGGACAGUUGCUGCUCUGACGAAAUUGACCGUGAGAGAGACACAGAUGGAAUGGAUGGCGAAUCUGUCAGUGACCACAGUUUUGAUUCCAGCGCAGAAGAAAUGUUUUUGGAAGGAAAAGAUCCACUUUUAGAUCAUGGUAGAGACUCUGACUCUGAUGACCUCUGGGUGCCACUCCAAAGAGACCACAGUCCUCCAUCCCCAACUCGUUCAAACGUAGGAACUGGUUCCUCCAGUCUGACCCCUGCUGCUGCUGUCUCUGGCUCCACACCCACCCCGGCCCGGCCAUCUAGAGGUGUGAAGAGGCCAGCCCAGAAGCGGAGGAGGGCCAGUGAACCAGCGGCAACUACCACCGAGGCAGAGGACCGUUGGCACACUGUGCUAGAAGAUGAUGUGGAGCCACUUCCACCAACAUUUAGACCGAAAAGACAGCCAGGACCUCAGCUGGACAUGACUGCAAAGUACAGCCCCCUUCAUCUUUUCCAGAUGUUUUUCUCCUUGUCAGUUCUGGAUUCGCUGGUGUCUAACACCAACAAGUAUGGGGCUAAGAAACAAGCAGGCAAGAAAGAGGCAUGGAAGCCCAUUUACGUCCAAGACCUGUACUGUUACAUCUCACUGGUUAUUUACAUGGGGCUUGUGAAGUUGAAAAACCUGAAGGACUACUGGAGAACGUCAACACUCUACCGACUGCCUUUCCCCACAACUGUCAUGUCUUGUAACAGGUUUCUGACUAUCUCACGGGCGCUUCAUAUCAGUGACCCACAAGCUGACGACGACAAUGACAAGAAGAGAGGCACAGCAAGCGUUGAUAGGCUCUGCAAAAUCAAACCUCUCUACCCCAGCAUGGUUGAGGCCUGCAAGACCCAUUUUCAGCCUAACCAGAACCUGUCCAUAGAUGAGAGGAUGGUAGCCUCAAAGGCUAGGAUUGGCCUCAAACAAUAUAUGCGUAACAAGCCAACAAAAUGGGCUUACAAACUGUUUGUUUUGACCGAUUCUGUGUGUGCCUACACUUGGAAUUGUUUUGUUUACGAGGGUAAAUCCAUCUCAGCCACUGGUAAGGGACUUAGUUAUGAUUCCGUUAUGGAAUUAUUGGAUUUUCCAUUGCUUGGGACGGGCUACAAACUGUUUGUGGACAACUUCUACACAAGCCCUACCCUGUUCACAGACCUGAGGAAGCUGGAUGUGUGGGCUUGUGGGACCAUUCGUACCAACAGGCAGGGCUUUCCAAAAACUAAAGUGAACGACAUGCCUAAGAGGGCUGAUAGGGGUACCAUGAGAUGGAUUCGUAAAGAUGACCUGCUCUUUGUAAAGUGGAUGGAUACCAGAGAGGUGGUCAUGUGCACCACUAUCCACAAAUCCUUCAGUGGCAAUCACGUCGUCAGGCGUGUGAAGGACGCUAAUGGGGCAUGGACCACAAAGAAUGUCCCCAUUCCUGCUGCUGUAAAGGACUACAACAAGAGCAUGGGAGGUGUGGACCUGUCAGACGCUCUGAUAGGCUACAACAAUGUUCUCCACAAGACAAUGAAAUGGUACAGGACAGUGUUCUAUCACUUCAUUGACAUUGCUGUGGUGAAUGCAUUCGUCCUCCAGAAGGAAAUGGCUAAGAGCUCUGGACAGACCUCCAUGACACAGCUAGCCUUCAGAGAGCUGCUCAUCCGGGAGCUUGCUGACUACGGCACAAAGUCCACAGCAGCACCUUCUGUCUGCUCUACAUCUGUCCCCUCUACUCCUGUCACCAGAGGUGUUCACCUGCCAAAAUACAUCACUGCAGACCUGAAUGUGCCUCUGGGCAAAAAGAGCACAGCAGGGAGGCGUCGUUGUGUUCUGUGCCACAAGAAAUCUCCCAUCACCUGCACUACUUGUGCUGUUACCCUCUGCUUCACACCAAAAAGAGACUGCUAUGGGACUUGGCAUCAGGAGCACAAUCUGGUGUAGAGGACUGUGGGUGUUCUAAAUCCUCUAAUUGUAAAUAAAACAUGUUUUUCACUUUGUGUAUGGUUUGCCUCACAAGUCCUCAAUUGGCAGCUUCAUUAAAUAGUACCCGCAAAACACCAGUCUCAACGUCAACAGUGAAGAGGCGACUCUGGGAUGCUGGCCAUCUAGCCAGAGUUGCAAAGAAAAAGCCCUAUCUCAGACUGGCCAAUAAAAAUAAAAGAUUAAGAUGGGCAAAAGAACACAGACACUGGACAGAGGAACUCAGCCUAAAAGGCUAGCAUCCCAGAGCUAAUAAAUGUACUGUCAGAGCAAAUAUUAUUCAUUGUUUUUAUGACAUUUUUUUGUGUAUUUCAUUUUUUACUUUAGUUUAUUUUGUAAAUAUUUUCUUAACUAUAUUUUCUUAACUGUGUUGUUGGUUAAUUGCUGUAAGUAAGCAUUUCACGGUAAGCUCUACACCUGUUUGUAUUCGGCGCAUUUAACAAAUAAACUUUGAUUUGAUUUAGCUAUACAGCCUGAUAAUCCAGUAAUGGUGUAUACCUAAAUCAGCAUGUUGUUUGUGCAACAGUAUCUUCUAAAUCAAAGAGGAAUACACGAAGCAAGAAUAUGUUAGCUACAUGAAGUAGCUAAGAGAAAAUAUGUAGCCAAAAAUUAAACGGUGCUUUAGGAAACACUUAUCAACACUUUGGUUCCUACCCUUUCACAAUACAGUUGAAGUCGGAAGUUUACAUACACCUUACCCAAAUACAUUUAAACUCAGUUUUUCACAAUUCCUGACAUUUAAUCCUAGUACAAUUCCCUGUCAUAGGUCAGUUAGGAUCACCACCAGGAAAUGCAGAAGUUGAUGAUAAUGCAGAAUAUUAUUUUAGGUUGAAGUUGAGUUGAACAGUAUAAAACAAUCAGAAUGGAGAAAGACCCAUUGAAAUCACUUAGAAUGUAUGUGUUGUCACCCCAGGGUCACAAUACUACUCAUAAAGAACAUUUAGAAUGUGUGUGUUGUCACCCCAGGGUCACAAUACUACUCAUAAAGAACAUUUAGAAUGUAUUUGUUGUCACCCCAGGGUCACUAUACUACUCAUAAAGAACAUUUAGAAUUUGUAUUAUUAAAAAACAUCAAAUACCA
Molecule: messenger RNA, 3691 nt
Organism: Salmo salar (Atlantic salmon)
Lineage: Eukaryota; Metazoa; Chordata; Actinopteri; Salmoniformes; Salmonidae
Source: RefSeq, a predicted model, not a curated record